This is a messenger RNA of Aureobasidium namibiae CBS 147.97, 1095 nucleotides long. RefSeq names its product uroporphyrinogen decarboxylase. Gene Ontology annotation, cellular component: cytosol. Gene Ontology annotation, molecular function: uroporphyrinogen decarboxylase activity. Lineage: Eukaryota; Fungi; Ascomycota; Dothideomycetes; Dothideales; Saccotheciaceae. The transcript has 3 exons. The record is from RefSeq and is a predicted model, not a curated record. Gene Ontology annotation, biological process: heme biosynthetic process. Bases 1 to 1095 code for a protein of 364 amino acids.
AUGCCUGAAUUCCCUCCUAUGAAGAACGACCUGCUCCUGCGCGCUGCGCGUGGUGAGAAGGUCGAACGUCCACCCAUGUGGGUCAUGCGCCAGGCUGGCCGCUACCUGCCCGAGUACCACGAGGCCAAGGGCUCCCACGACUUCUUCGAGUGCUGUCGUUCGCCCGAGAUUGCCUCGACUCUGACUCUACAACCCAUUGAUCGUUAUGCUGGCCUCAUUGAUGGCUCCAUCAUCUUCUCCGACAUCCUCGUCAUUCCUCAGGCCAUGGGCAUGGAGGUCAUUAUGGUCGACAAGAAAGGCCCCCAUUUCCCCGACCCUCUCAUGUCCCCGAGCGACAAGCAGUACCACGAAAUCAUGGAAAGAGACGUCGAUGUCAAAGAGGCCCUGGACUACGUUUACAAGGCCAUCACCAUGACCAGACAGAAGCUCGACGGCCGCGUCCCUCUCUACGGCUUCUGUGGCGCUCCCUGGACUCUGCUCAGCUACAUGGUUGAAGGAGGUGGCACAAAGAUGUUCAAGCAAGUCAAGACCUGGAUCUUCAAGUACCCCGAGGAGAGCAAGAAGCUGCUUCAGAAGAUCGCCGAGCUCUGUGUUGAAUACCUUGCCCUGCAAGUCGUUGCUGGUGCUCAGAUUAUUCAGGUCUUUGACUCGUGGGCCGGCGAGCUGUCCCCCACUUCUUUCAAGGAGUUCUCCCUACCUUACUUGAACUACAUUGCAGACCACCUGCCCAACCGUCUCAGAGAAAUGGGCCAGGAAGUCGUUCCCAUGACUGUCUUCGCCAAGGGUGCAUGGUACGCUCUCGACGACCUCUGUGAUACCGCAUACAAUGUUAUUGGAUUGGACUGGCUGCACUCGCCCAAGGAGGCUUACGCCAUUGCUCAAAAGAAGGGCAAGGUUGUCCAAGGAAACGCCGACCCUGGCGUUCUUUACGGCGGAAAGGAGGCCAUCACCGCAGUGGUCAAAGAAAUGGUAGAGGGCUUCGGUGGUGGCAAGCAAGGUUGGAUUGCCAACCUGGGUCACGGAAUCACACCCUUCGUCAACCCCGAUGACCUCAAAUUCUUCUUCGAGGAGAUCCACAGGCUUUCAGGUAGAUGA